GUAACUCUCAACAGUGGAAUUCCUGAAAAAGAUUUGGUCCGAAAUGCACCUACUAGCACACAGAUCUCAGUGACAGGGAGAGAACAAGUUUCUACGCUGGUGGAGAACGCCGUUAGUGGGAACUCUAUGGGUACUCUGAUCGUCCAGCCCUGGGGGUGUGGAGAGCAAAACAUUGCUAGGAUGACCCUACCAGUCAUUGCAGUCACAUAUUUGGACAAAACCAACCAGUGGGAAACUGCGGGCUUUCAGAAACGUAACGAAGCCCUCCAACACAUCAAGACCGGCUACCAGAAUGAGCUUAACUACCGUAAAAAGGAUGGGUCUUUUGCUGUUUGGGAGUGGAGCGAGAGCAGCACCUGGCUGACAGCGUAUGUUGCCAAGGUGUUUGCCAUGGCUGACAAUCUGGUGGCAGUGCCAAAAGAACACAUCUGUGAAGCCAUCAAGUUUCUGAUUCUCAGGGCACAGCAACCUGAUGGCUUGUUUCAAGAAGUUGGAACGGUUAUCCUUGGAGGGAUGAUUGGCGCAGCAGAUUCAGAUGCCUCCAUGACAGCCUUCUGCCUCAUUGCCAUGCAGGAGUCUCGCACACAAUGUGCUGCCUCUGUUAAUAGUCUGCCAGGCAGUAUAGACAAAGCAGUGAACUAUCUGGAAAGGCGUCUGCCCCGCCUCACCAACCCUUAUGCUGUUGCCAUGACGUCGUAUGCCCUGGCCAAUGAAAACAAACUGAACAAGGAGAUCCUCUACAAGUUUGCUUCCCCAGAUGGGUCCCACUGGCGAAUACCUCAGGGACACAUUUACACACUGGAGGCCACAGCUUACGCUCUUCUCGCUCUGGUCAAGGCCGAGGCAUUUGAAGAAGCCAGACCUGUUGUGAGAUGGUUCAACAAGCAGCAGAAGGUGGGCGGAGGCUUUGGAUCAACUCAGGCUACUAUAAUGGUGUACCAGGCUAUAGCAGAGUACUGGACUAGUGCUAAAGAACCAGAGUAUAAUCUGAGUGUGGACAUCUUUAUCGAGGGCAAGUCAAAGCCUGACAAGUUCAACUUCAACAGGGACAACCACUACGCCACCAGAACAUCUAAAAUCAAUGAUAUAAACAGGAAUGUGACGGUAAUUGCCACGGGUACAGGAGAAGCAACAAUGAAAAUGGUGUCUCUGUAUUACGCUCUGCCUAAAGAAAAGGAAAGUGACUGUCAGAAGUUUAACUUGUCAGUGGAGCUCCUGCCAGAGAAAAUGGAGGAGGAUAAGAAAACAUACAAGCUGAAAAUAGAGUUUUUGUAUAAGGACAAAGAGAGGGAUGCAACCAUGUCAGUCCUGGAUAUUGGCUUACCAACUGGCUUCACCGUUAACACAGCUGACCUGGACUUAUUGUCUAAAGGAAAAGCCCGCAAUAUUGCAAAAUAUGAGAUGAACACACUGCUGUCAGAAAGAGGCUCACUCAUCAUCUACCUGGACAAGGUUUCUCACACACACACAGAGGAGAUUGCUUUUAGGAUCCAUCAGGAGAUGAAAGUGGGAUUCACACAACCAGCUGCUGUGUCUAUCUAUGAUUACUAUGACCAAAGACAUUGUGUCAAAUUCUACCAUCCAGAGAGGAAAGCUGGAGAGCUACUGCAGCUCUGUACAAGUGAUGCAUGCAGAUGUGCAGAAGAGAACUGCAGUAUGCAGAACAAGGAGAAAAUCACCAAUGAGGAGCGAACAGCUAAGAUCUGUGAGAGUACACAGACCAGCAUAAUAGAUUUUGCGUACAAAGUGAGACUGGAAAGUUUUGAAGAAGCUUUGUCCACUGACAUUUACAAAGGGAAGGUACUGGAAGUCUUCAAAGAAGGAAGUACUGAUGUGGGUCCUAAGAAUAAACAGCGCACAUUCCUCCGGUAUCCCCAAUGCAGGGAGUCUUUACUUCUGGAGACGGGCAAAACCUACCUUAUCAUGGGCACGUCCAAAGAUAUUCACAGAGAUGACCAUCAAUCGUAUCAGUAUGUGCUUGGAGAGAGAACCUAGAUCGAGUACUGGCCCACAGAAGCUGAGUGUCAAACUGAGGAACACAGAAUCACCUGUUUGGGCAUAGAGGAGAUGGUUCAACUGUACGAGAUCUUUGGGUGUCAGCAGUAGUGAAACUCAAGAAAAGAAAAUUGUUUUUGAUUUUGCAUCAUUCUUAUUAUGUAAAACAUUCCCUGCUAUGGAUUAUGAUGGCUUACA
Molecule: messenger RNA, 2193 nt
Organism: Perca flavescens (yellow perch)
Lineage: Eukaryota; Metazoa; Chordata; Actinopteri; Perciformes; Percidae
Product: complement C3
Exons: 20
Coding region: 127-1995 (622 amino acids)
Cellular component (GO): extracellular region
Molecular function (GO): protein binding
Source: RefSeq, a predicted model, not a curated record